Clonostachys byssicola is the source of this 1560-nucleotide messenger RNA. The record is from the annotation of a GenBank genome assembly. Lineage: Eukaryota; Fungi; Ascomycota; Sordariomycetes; Hypocreales; Bionectriaceae.
AUGGCCAAGAUUAUGGAGAGCCUCAGUACAGCCAGUAGCAAGGCAGAAGAGCAUAGGGUUGAAGAAGCAUCUAACCAUGCGUCUGCAGAUAAUGUUCUUGAAACUCUAGGCUACACUCCCCAAUUGAUGCGCAACCGAUCGGCUCUUCAGGUCGCUUUUAUGUCAUUUGUACUGGCUUCCAUUCCUUAUGGUCUAGCCACAACGCUCUACUACCCACUAGUCGGUGGGGGGCCGGUCAAUAUCAUUUGGGGAUGGGUCAUGGUUUCCGCUAUUGUUGUAUUCGUUGCGGCUUCUCUUGGCGAGAUCACCAGUGUUUACCCAACUUCUGGCGGCGUAUGUUACCAGACCUUCGUGCUCGCACCAAGCCAUUACCGCCGGUUAGCAAGCUGGAUCUGUGGAUGGCUGUAUGUUGUGGGAAACAUCACUAUUACCCUAUCCGUCAACUUUGGCACAACCUUGUUCUUCAUUUCGUGCAUCAACGUAUUCGAGUCCGAGCCGGGUAUAGGCAUCUUUCCCGCUACCGAUUGGCAGGUCUAUCUUGUCUUUCUGGGCGUGACAAUCCUUUGCAAUAUUGUAUCCGCCUUUGGUAACAAAUGGCUUCCUAUUCUUGAUACCGCCGCUAUAUUUUGGACUUUUGCUAGCUUGAUUGCUAUUACAUGUACAAUUCUAGCCAUUGCUAAGAAUGGCCGCCAUGAUACAUCCUAUGUUUUCACUCACUUUGAAUCUUCCUCUGGUUGGCCUGAUGGUUGGUCCUUUUUUGUUGGACUUCUCCACGCUGGCUAUGCUACAUCUUCCACGGGGAUGAUUAUGUCGAUGUGUGAAGAGGUACAAAAUCCCUCAGUCCAAGUUCCCAUCGCGAUGGUCACUACGAUCUUCAUCAACUUCAUAGCGGGACUUCUCUUUCUUGUCCCCAUCGUUUACGUCCUCCCAGAUAUCCAAUAUCUUAUCAACAUAGAUUCCGUGCAGCCUGUACCGGCUAUCUUCCUCAGUGCUGUGGGAUCGUCUGCUGCGGCCAUUGGGUUGCUGCUCCCAUUAAUGAUUCUUGCUCUCCUAUGUGGCAUUGGAUGUACGACUGCUGCCUCACGAUGCACCUGGGCAUUCGCUCGUGAUGGUGCGAUCCCAGGAUCCAAUUGGUGGAAGACUGUGGAUAGAAAUUUGGGAGUUCCACUGAAUGCGACUGUUCUAUCUAUGACGGUACAGCUCAUCCUAGGCCUUAUUAACUUCGGGUCUUCUGCCGCAUUCAACGCCUUCUCCGGCGUGGGAGUCAUCUGCCUUACAGCCUCAUAUGCUAUGCCAAUCGCAAUCAAUCUUUUCACUGGCAGGAAACAAAUGAAGGACGCGAAGUUCCCCCUUGGCAGGCUUGGUUAUGUGGCUAAUGUUAUUGCUAUCGCUUGGUCUCUGCUUGCCCUUCCACUAUUCUGCAUGCCUUCUGUGAUUCCAGUAAAGGCUAACACUGUCAAUUACGCCUCUGUUGUCUUUGUGGCUGCUGGUGUUAUCUCUGGUUUGUGGUACUGGGUUUGGGGACAUAAAAACUAUAGCGGCCCUCCUACUACCGACUGA